Molecule: messenger RNA, 2310 nt
Organism: Cebus imitator (Panamanian white-faced capuchin)
Lineage: Eukaryota; Metazoa; Chordata; Mammalia; Primates; Cebidae
Gene: GPR88
Product: G protein-coupled receptor 88
Exons: 2
Coding region: 493-1647 (384 amino acids)
Biological process (GO): G protein-coupled receptor signaling pathway
Cellular component (GO): membrane
Molecular function (GO): G protein-coupled receptor activity
Source: RefSeq, a predicted model, not a curated record
GAAAGGCUGUCUUUUCCCUGGGUGAUGUAUAACUAAGCAGGAGAGAGCUUCGAGUGGGUUCACCACAUCAGCCACCACUCUUGCUUCUGAGCACAGGGUGCUCUCCUCUUGAGCUCAGCUUCUGCUUUUGCAGCCAAGCAUUCUUGCUGCUGCUGCCUGCCUGCCCACCCGCCUGGGCUUGCAGCCCGCCACUUUACUUUCCAGCCCUGAUACCAGCUGAGAAGUCUCCCUGCAGCUGCUAGUGCCUGCCUAGGAUCAUGUGUGUGGAUGCUGCUUGGGAGAAGCGGACACUUGCUCCUGGCACUGAUCCCAGCUGAGUUUCUCCUGUUGAUUUCUGGACCACUGAUGCUGUUACUGAGGAAGUAUUUUCUGGCAUCCCUCCGUGUGCGACACCGGCUAAGGACCAGCCCAAACGCAAGGCAGGAAAGUGUCAGGAUGGACCGCGCUGCCAGGAGCCGACGCUAGCGAGGGAGGUGUGAAGAGUUGGCCAGAAUGACCAACUCCUCCUCCACAUCCACCUCCUCCACCACCGGGGGCUCGCUGCUGCUGCUCUGCGAGGAAGAGGAGUCGUGGGCGGGCCGGCGCAUCCCGGUGUCCCUCCUGUAUUCCGGUCUGGCCAUCGGGGGCACGCUGGCCAACGGCAUGGUCAUCUAUCUCGUGUCGUCCUUCCGAAAGCUGCAGACCACCAGCAACGCCUUCAUCGUGAACGGCUGCGCCGCCGACCUCAGCGUCUGCGCCCUCUGGAUGCCGCAGGAGGCGGUGCUCGGGCUCCUGCCCGCGGGCUCUGCGGAGCCCCCCGCGGACUGGGACGGCGCCGGGGGCAGCUACCGCUUGCUGCGGGGCGGGCUGCUGGGCCUCGGACUCACGGUGUCUCUCCUGUCCCACUGCCUCGUGGCCCUGAACCGCUACCUGCUCAUCACCCGGACGCCCGCCACCUACCAGGCGCUGUACCAGAGGCGCCACACGGCGGGCAUGCUGGCGCUGUCCUGGGCGCUCGCCCUGGGCCUCGUGCUGCUGCUCCCACCCUGGGCGCCGCGGCCCGGCGCCGCGCCCCCGCGCGUGCACUACCCGGCGCUGCUGGCCGCUGCGGCGCUGCUGGCGCAGACGGCGCUGCUGCUGCACUGCUACCUGGGCAUCGUGCGCCGCGUGCGCGUCAGCGUCAAGCGGGUCAGCGUGCUCAACUUCCACCUGCUGCACCAGCUGCCUGGCUGCGCCGCCGCCGCCGCCGCCUUCCCGGGCGCCCCGCACGCGCAGGGCCCCGGCGGCGCCGCGCACCCGGCGCAGGCCCAGCCCCUGCCGCCCGCGCUGCACCCGCGGCGGGCGCAGCGGCGUCUCAGCGGCCUGUCGGUGCUGCUGCUCUGCUGCGUCUUCCUGCUGGCCACGCAGCCGCUGGUGUGGGUGAGCCUGGCCAGCGGCUUCUCGCUGCCGGUGCCCUGGGGCGUGCAGGCGGCCAGCUGGCUUCUGUGCUGCGCCCUGUCCGCGCUCAACCCGCUGCUCUACACGUGGAGGAACGAGGAGUUCCGCCGCUCAGUGCGCUCAGUCCUGCCGGGCGUCGGCGACGCAGCGGCCGCCGCCGUUGCCGCCACGGCCGUGCCCGCAGUGUCCCAGGCGCAACUGGGCACCCGCGCCGCUGGCCAGCACUGGUAACCCAGCCGGGGCCCGAGGGAAGCGGAGAUCCCCGGCUUCCAACGUCCUGGGUCACCGUCCCCUCCUUCCCUCCUAAGGCAUCCCCUGCCUGAACUAAGACUCCCGCCGCGAAGCCCAAUAAACCCGGGGAAAAUGUGGCCUUCGACCCCAGCGGGCUACCUGAACCCAGGCCUCUCCCUAAGUGGGGCGGCCGAAGUCAUUUUGGACGGCCACCUUAUUUUUACCCUUUGUUUCUGUGUUUUAGAGAAAUCCUAACGUCAAAACACCAGGGACUUCAAGAACUUGUAAACUGGCGUUUUAAAAUAACCGGUUAAUUUAUUUCGACACUGUUUGUUUUUGAAAAAGAGCUUUCAUAAUGUAUAACCCUUGCCACUUUCAUCGUCUUAUUUAUGAAGCGCCUUGAGUGUGCAUGAGCCAAAGGAAAUAAUACUGAAGGAAAUCAAUAUGUAGAAAGUAUUUUAGAAAGUAACCUGUCUUUGAUGAUGCUUCCCUUACCAUUUAGUUUUUGUGUAUUAACCUGGAACAGUGAAGCCCUAGGUGUGCCCACCAGUGUGAGUUGCCAUUAAGACCUCAAGCCCUUUAUUCUUAAAAGGGUUUUUUAUUAAGUCUUUCUCGAAUGAGGUAGAAUCUUAGCCAGUAAGAAAACAAAUUAUUUUAUGUUCC